CCAGGAGUCGAGGUCGGAGCGGGGCCGGACCUCGGGGGCCUCCGUCGGCCGAGAGCUCCUGCCAGGGAGUCGCCGCCGCCUCGUCCUACUUCUCCGCUGAGGCGCCGCGCGUCCGGGUAGCGGGUCCAGGCCUAAGCCGCGCUCCCGGGGCCUCCCGGGGCCGCCCGGGCUCAGUAUGCCCGCGGUGAAGCUGACCACACAGGCGUACUGCAAGAUGGUGCUACACGGUGCCAAGUACCCUCACUGCGCCGUCAACGGACUUCUGGUGGCCGAGAAGCAGAAGCCGCGCAAGGAGCACCUCCCUCUGGGCGGCCCGGGCGCCCACCACACCCUCUUCGUGGACUGUAUUCCUCUCUUCCACGGCACCCUGGCUCUCGCCCCCAUGCUGGAGGUGGCCCUCACCUUGAAUAUCGAAGAAAACCCUUCCCCUUUUCAGCCUCCUUCUAUGAGCUCUGAUGACUAUUGGAUAACCCCGAGUCAGUAUACUGCUCCUCACUUUCAUGGUCUGCAUUCCCCAGUGAUUGAUUCAUGGUGCAAAGAUAAUAGCUAUGUGAUUGCUGGUUAUUAUCAAGCUAAUGAACGUGUAAAGGAUGCCAGUCCGAACCAGGUUGCUGAAAAGGUGGCUUCCAGGAUUGCCGAAGGCUUCAGCGACACCGCCCUCAUCAUGGUAGACAACACGAAGUUUACAAUGGACUGCCUCGUGCCUACGAUCCACGUGUACGAACACCACGAGAACAGAUGGCGGUGCAGAGACCCACACUAUGAUUACUGUGAAGACUGGCCCGAAGCCCAGAGGAUUUCAGCCUCGCUCCUGGAUAGCCGGUCCUAUGAAACCCUAGUGGACUUCGACAAUCACCUGGAUGAUAUUCGGAAUGACUGGACAAACCCAGAAAUCAAUAAAGCUGUUCUCCACCUGUGUUAGGGAGGGAGUCCACUCACUAGUCUCUGGGCAUUUCCACUACACUGGAGAAGAAAACAUAUUUUUAAAUGUAAAUAGAAUAUUACUUAGCCUGAGUAGAAAGCUGGCAGUGUCAAAAAGUGGCUUGUGCCCUGAAAGAGGGCGGAAUGUCUACUCAGCCGUCUUUUUACUGCAGUCUCUAGAAGAGGCACGGAGGAUCCAGACCUCCCUGUGGAUUCCCUCCCAGUUGUAUGUUGCUAUAAUCUUCCAAAUCAAAGCUGUUUCCACUUAUCCAAGAUUGUUCCUAUUAAACAGUUUUAACUAACCUUUUAUAAUCUGGAGAGAAUACUUUUGAAUCCUAUGAACUAUGUUAAAAAAAAAAAAAAACCACAUCUUAUACUGGAA
This is a messenger RNA of Loxodonta africana (African savanna elephant), 1303 nucleotides long. RefSeq names its product ER membrane protein complex subunit 8 (gene EMC8). The transcript is spliced from 6 exons. Gene Ontology annotation, cellular component: EMC complex. NCBI's taxonomy places the organism in Eukaryota, Metazoa, Chordata, Mammalia, Proboscidea, Elephantidae. The record is from RefSeq and is a predicted model, not a curated record. The coding region runs from base 176 to 922 and encodes 248 amino acids.